This is a messenger RNA of Pecten maximus, 2502 nucleotides long. RefSeq lists its product as uncharacterized. Lineage: Eukaryota; Metazoa; Mollusca; Bivalvia; Pectinida; Pectinidae. The transcript is spliced from 3 exons. Bases 190 to 1518 code for a protein of 442 amino acids. The record is from RefSeq and is a predicted model, not a curated record.
GUAUUUCCCCUGUUCCGGGUCAUUGACGUGCUAUAUACAACUCUUGGUUUGUAUCAAACGUCUUACGUGUGUACAAGAUGGCGAAGGUUGUUGGAUAUUCACUCACUGUUGUAUAUGCAGGUACAAAUACUUUGGGGCAAUGGUAUGACUUGGAUACAUAAAAACUUAUAAUAUAAAUCCGUCGGCAAAAUGGAUGAGGCUGACAAGAAGAAGUACUGGAAUAGCCAGAUUAAGGGUAUGCUUGGACCAUGUAUGAUCACAUUCGCCAUUCCGUUGACAGUUCCAGGAUUAACGAUUACAUUGGUAGCGUUUAGUGAAGAUACGACUUUUGAAACGUACGGUGUUCUUCAUAUUGUCGGCAUUUUAUUCCUCGCAACAGCCAUUAUACUGUUGAUUCUAGGAUGUAUGCUUAGAAUGCUUUGGAAACCUUUUAUCGGACCAGACGUUGAAAUACAUUUAACUCCACUGCAGUCCGUCACGAGUUUGCGAAAACAUAAAAAGGAAACUCAACAAAUGAAAAUGAAUAAUAUUUAUUCCGGUGCUAGAGUGGGGCCUCAACAACAGUUGCCCAGGGAUGAAUCGAGAUACCAGGAGAGUUAUCCGACAGGGGGACGAGCUUCAAUAGUUGGGCUGACGACAGGAAACGCUUCAAAACAAACGGAGGAAAUUUCUCAUGGGACACGUCAGAAAGAAGAAAGACAAAACAGAUCGAGUACUACAAACAAUAGACGAAGUUCUGGAGAUUCUGGUCGAAAGAACAGACGUUUAUCCAGAUCUUCUAUUGUGCAAGACGAUUUGCAAGGCGAUUCGUCAGUAGAAGGAACAGGAAGCGAGUCUGAGUCAGCAAAGUGUAUGAAAAAACACAAGAGGAAGAGAUCAUUGAGUUCCCAAGGUAGAGGCGAAAGUAAACAUACACAUGAUGGAAAAUUGGAUGAGACAUUUCCUUUAGAGACGUCGACAUCUAAUAAACGUUUAGCAAAGGCACCUGAUGGAGAAACAUGUUUGGAUGAAAUUCAGCAGUGGCGUCAAAAGAAGAAAUCCAAGCAGAAGGCUAUGAUGAAAACGACAGACACUGGGGUAGUGAAUGCUGCCAGUGACCUUGACGAUACACUCAUGUCACGACCUCUUCCCAAACUCCAACUGAACGAACGGUCAUUGUCUUCAAAUCUCGAAAAUGGCAGUUCAACAGGCGAUGAGGCUAACUCUGGGCAUUCUGCUCGAUCGUCACAUCAAAGUUUACUUCAACAUGACGCUUUAUUGGAAAAGAAGAAACGGCGGAAGAAGAAACGGACAUCAAAAUCUGUAAAGAAAAAUGGUUCCAAUGACCAUGUCAGUGAUGCCAAACCGCCCCGUGUGUUACCGCCCGUUCUUAGAGGACGUCACCGAUCUCUGAGUGACGGUGACUACCAGUCAAAUGAGCUCUCACAUCAACAGUCGGCGUCAAGUGAUUCCAUCAAUAGUUUAGGAUCGGCAGAUUCAGUUCUGGCUCAGUACACUUCAAGGAACCCGGAUGUUUAGAACAAAUCAAUUAGCAUUUAUCUAAAUUUGAAUUACUAGUAUUCAUAAUGAGCAUGUUGUAAGUGUAGUCAAACCUGUUAAAAGACCACUCAAAGGAGGAGGGUGAGAGUGGCCUUUAUGGACAGGUGACCGCUAUAUAGAUAACUAUUAAUAGUAUAACCGACACAUGAAACCUUUAUAGACGCGUCAAUUAUUCGGUAAAUUGCAAACAUAUUGAUGUCAAUAAGUGAACGAGGAAAUUCUGGGUAAGUGUAUCAGAGUGUCGUGAAAUAUGUUCGGCAAAACAAAGUAUAAAGAUAACACAAUGUUUUGUCGAUUUUUAUCUUGAAAGAUUCGCUAUUUUUUCUACGUGCUUUGGUAAACAACACUGCAGGCAUGCAUUUUUUUGUAUGUAUGUACAUUAAAUAUCGUAUACAAGUCUAGAAAAUCCAGGGGGCGUAACUUCAAAUAAGUAAUGCUUUCAGUAUAUUCCGUCCAGUGUUGUGAGAGUUACGCCCCCUCAUUUUGGAUUUCAGUGUGCAACGCCAUGAAACAUUUGUCCCAAAAUUAGUAUUAUUUGAAUUGUUUUAAAUGAUUUUGUCGUAAUUUUUUUCUUCCCCUGGCUGUUGUUUGCAUGAAAGACACAUUAAAAGUCACUACAUAUGACGUGCAAUAUUUGGACAAUCUAUGGGACGUAAUUUGUAUCUCAUACACUGAUAAAAUGAAAGGCCGUGGUAAGUCUAGCUUUCACACAAGAUGAUUAUGUAUGAGGGGUUGUAUAAGCAAUUAUAUACAGUUUUUACAAAAUCCAGCGGCGAAUCUCAGAUAUAAAUAUAUAGGCAAAGGUAGCAUUGAUUAUUUAUUAUUUAUGCUUAAGGAAUACCCAGUGAAAUUAAGGCACCAGUCAAAACAUUUAAGGAAAUGGUGUAGCAUUUACCAUUAACAUUGUUUUCCUAAAAGUGAUGUCAUAUAUAAGCGCGUAACAUUUUUUUUUUUUUUUUUUUU